UGCUACACAAGCAGGCUAGCUCAUGUCCGGCUUUCUUGCACAAUUCACGUUGAAAACUUGUUAGGGUUUUUUCUAUUCUGCGAUGGAUGCUUCGAGGCUUCUCAAGGAGAAGAAGUUCUGGAUUGCUUCCUUCAUAGUUGUUUGGGCUGCAGCUCUUCAGGGCCAUAUGAUGUGGAUGCAGAAGCAAGAUGCUUUCAAACAUAAAUUUGGUGAUCUGAGCGGAAACAAAGAGGAGGAGGAUUUGAGCGCUUCCUAAUCGGAGGUGAUUGCCCUUGAAACUUGAAAAAGAAUCGAUCUUGUAAAGGGAAAGGGUGCAAUCUUUUUUUAAUUCUGCUGGCGGAUUUAGUUCUCUCUAUCGAAGUUUCUGAAGUUGGUACAUUAUAAAUGUGAUUAUUUUUUAUAUUUAUAUUUCGCAAGUUGGAUUAUAAGAUCAACAAGAACAAAAAUAUUCGGUUCUGAUAAUAAAUUGAUGAACUGCAA
Molecule: messenger RNA, 480 nt
Organism: Dendrobium catenatum
Lineage: Eukaryota; Viridiplantae; Streptophyta; Magnoliopsida; Asparagales; Orchidaceae
Exons: 2
Coding region: 83-256 (57 amino acids)
Source: RefSeq, a predicted model, not a curated record